This is a messenger RNA of Candida albicans SC5314, 939 nucleotides long. Its product is annotated as proteasome regulatory particle lid subunit. Gene Ontology annotation, cellular component: proteasome regulatory particle, lid subcomplex. NCBI's taxonomy places the organism in Eukaryota, Fungi, Ascomycota, Pichiomycetes, Serinales, Debaryomycetaceae. Gene Ontology annotation, biological process: proteasome-mediated ubiquitin-dependent protein catabolic process; protein deubiquitination. The record is from RefSeq and is a predicted model, not a curated record. The coding region runs from base 1 to 939 and encodes 312 amino acids. The transcript has a single exon. Gene Ontology annotation, molecular function: protein binding; metallopeptidase activity; proteasome binding.
AUGGAAAGAUUACAAAGAUUAUUAGGCCAAGGUGCCGGAUUAGGAGGAGCAGCACCCACACAGAGUGAUGGGCCUGCGAUUGACAAUUCAGAGACUGUUUACAUAUCGUCGUUGGCGUUGCUCAAAAUGUUGAAGCACGGGCGUGCUGGUGUGCCAAUGGAAGUUAUGGGGUUAAUGUUGGGAGAGUUUGUUGAUGAUUUCACUAUACAUGUUCACGAUGUGUUUGCGAUGCCGCAGUCGGGUACUGGAGUUUCUGUUGAGGCGGUUGAUGAUGUAUUCCAGACAAAGAUGAUGGAUAUGCUUAGACAAACGGGCAGAGACCAGAUGGUUGUUGGAUGGUACCACUCGCACCCUGGGUUUGGGUGCUGGUUGAGUUCUGUGGAUGUCAACACCCAGCAGUCGUUUGAGCAAUUGAACAAGCGUGCUGUGGCUGUGGUUAUUGACCCUAUUCAGUCGGUCAAGGGUAAGGUUGUUAUUGAUGCGUUUAGAACGAUUGACACCACGACGUUAAUGAUGGGCCAAGAGCCACGUCAGUCGACGUCUAAUGUGGGCCACUUGAACAAGCCGUCGAUCCAGGCAUUGAUUCAUGGGUUGAACCGCCACUACUACUCGUUGAACAUUGAUUACCACAAGACAGAGUACGAGACCAAUAUGUUAUUGAACUUGCACAAGAAGAACUGGCAGUCGGGGUUGAAGUUGGUUGACUAUAACCACAAGGAGGUUGAGAAUUUGGACAACACGGAGAAGAUGGUUAGCAUUGCCAAGUUGUAUAACCAAAGAGUGCAAGAAGAGAAAGAGUUGACUGAAGACCAGUUGAAGACCCGGUAUGUAGGUAAGCAAGACCCGAAGAAACAUUUGUCGGAUACUGCUGAGAAGUUGAUUGAUGAGAAUGUUAGUUCGUUGCUCACCAGUAAUAUAGAUGCUGUAGCCAUUCAAUAG